Molecule: messenger RNA, 1560 nt
Organism: Cimex lectularius (bed bug)
Lineage: Eukaryota; Metazoa; Arthropoda; Insecta; Hemiptera; Cimicidae
Product: 7-methylguanosine phosphate-specific 5'-nucleotidase-like
Exons: 7
Coding region: 213-1085 (290 amino acids)
Cellular component (GO): cytoplasm
Molecular function (GO): magnesium ion binding; 5'-nucleotidase activity
Source: RefSeq, a predicted model, not a curated record
UCUUCGAUUGUGAUGAUGACUUUAGCCUGGGAGCUUCCAACCCUGCUGCACUGACCGACUGCUCGUCUCCUGCUAAUGGAUUCAUUUGUCUGCACCAGUGUGCUGUAGGCACAGAACGGGGAAUACAAUAGCUCUUAAAAGGCACAGUAUAUUCAUCCCAUCAAAUACAUCUACAUGCCAAAAGGUCUCUUUACUACUCCACCCAAAGUGUAAUGCCAGAAUUGACUGCUAGUCAUGUCAAGAUGAAAGACAAAAAUCUUGUGAUAGAAAAAAUACAAAAUAUAAUAAAUGGUGGGGUUGAAAAGCUCCAAAUAAUUACUGAUUUUGACCGGACGUUGAGUAAACAUCAUCACAAUGGAGUGUUGUCAAUGACCAGUAAUAAUAUUUACAAGUUAAUUCCAACACUACCGAGAGAAUUUAUAACAGGCACAGAACAACUCUAUACCAAAUACAGGGCAAUAGAAGAGAAUCCUCAGAUGUCAUUAGAAGAUAAAUUACCGUUUAUGGAAGACUGGUGGAGAUUGAGUUUCCAAUUGUUUAUCGGUUUGCCAUUUAACCAGGGUGAUAUUAACCAAGCAGUGAGAGAUUCCAAGAUUGUUCUCAGGACAGGCACUGAUUUGGCAUUCAAAAACCUGAACAAAUCCAAAAUACCAGUUCUUGUUUUCUCUGCAGGUCUAGGGAACGUUGUUUCGACAAUACUGAAUGAGUACAAUUUGUCUUUUGAUAAUGUGAAAGUUAUAUCCAACUUUUUCCAAGUUGAAAAUGAGAAAAUUGUUGGUUUACAGGGUGGAUUGAUACAUGUUUUCAACAAAAACCAACACGCCAUUGAAUAUACAACAUAUUUUCAGGACUUAAAAGAUCGAAUUAAUGCAAUCGUGAUGGGCGAUUCUUUAGGAGAUGCGAAUAUGAGCGAUGGGUUGCAAGGAAAUGGAUACAUCCUUAAAAUAGGAUUUCUAAGCUCUCAUAUUGAUGAGUACCUGCCUCAAUAUUUGGAAAAGUUUGACAUAGUUCUACUCGACGAUCAAACGAUGGACUUGUUUAAUGCACUGAUUGAGAAAAUUGUAUCAGCAAGAGGCUUAAAUUAGCAAAGGAUAUUUAAAAAUCACACCUUCCUUUUGAAAUGUUGGCAUCUUAUUCUCAUUAAGGAAAAUAAACGCUACCUAUUAUUUCAGUAAAUUGAGACGGAAUUUUAAUUUCAAUAUUGUCAACUUAUUUUGAUGAUAUUGUUUUAAUACUUGCAUUGAUGUUUUUAAUUAAAUAUUUAUUGAUAACUAAUUUACAUAAUUAUUGCUUUAAUAACAGAUUUUGGAAAUUGUCUGUGAACUUAUUUAUUGUUUUAAAUUAUUUGUUGAAGUUUAUUGGUUAUUAACUUAUUUUGAUGAUGAUGCUUGUUGUUGUAAGCUGUUAAAUUAUAGAAAGUUGAUAUUUAGAAUUCUUUUUAAUCAGCUAUUUACUGCCUUAUAUAAACUUACCUAUUUAUGUUAAAACUGUGUCUACUUAAUGCACUCUUUUUGUAUGCACUUUCUGACCAAGAAAACCCAAGACCUACAAUUUUUAUGG